Molecule: messenger RNA, 2432 nt
Organism: Mytilus trossulus (common blue mussel)
Lineage: Eukaryota; Metazoa; Mollusca; Bivalvia; Mytilida; Mytilidae
Exons: 2
Coding region: 10-486 (158 amino acids)
Source: RefSeq, a predicted model, not a curated record
GAUACAAACAUGUACAUCCAUAUAGGAGCAGGUGCAGGAGGAGUGCUUGUGAUUAUAGCUAUUCUAUUGAUAAUACUUUGUACAAGGCAAAGAUCAAAGAAGAGAACAAAAAUAGAAAAACAAAUUGCGCAUGACAGCAAUGAUCCUGAUUCUAAUGACGGCGAACUAAAGGAUAACAUUCUAUACGUUUCUGCAGAUCAACAAGAUGUAAUGGAGGAUGGUAAUUACCAUAUGGUAGAUUUAGAAAAGGAACCGGUCGUCAACUUUGGUGUAUCGAACAACCAAAAACAACAUAUAUCUACCUUUGACAAUAGCAAUAAUGAAUAUGCCGUGGUAGAUAAAGGGAAACAAUCUGACAGUGUUAAAGAUGAUUCUCCUUUGGACGUACAGAAAAAUAGCGAACAAGAUAUGGAGAUGUCUGGUUUACAUGUAGAUCAGACAUAUGCAGUGGUGGAUAAAACAAAUAGAGGAAAAGCUGACGAAUGAAGACAAAACUAAACAACUAGUUCGAGUUGGCAGACUUGUAGAUUGAAGAUUUCUUUGUUUUCAUGCAGUUUUUGUAACAAUUGUUUGUCAAUUUCUAACUACAAACGAUAACUGAAACGAAAUGCAUUGUUAUAUGGUUAGUGCUAAAUGUGGUGUGUUAAAUAAAACCAUACUGAUUUAUCUCUAACCUAUAUCUGGUAAAAACUAUAUAACAAUAUGAUGCAGAUGAUUUAAUAGGUUUACUAGUUUUUGUAUAGAUUUUGUAAUGAUACAUGUUCAUACCAUUUACUUUUUAUCAUGGACAUUUCAGUAAGUAAGUAACCUUUUUUACAGCUUAAGAAAGUAAAAACAGGAAAAAUGACAACAAGUUAUAAAAUAACAUAAAGGAACCCAUAUAACUCAUUAAUUAAAGGAGUAGGUCCGGUAAAGGCCGAUUUUGGCCUCAAAUUUCAGGUCUAUCUAACGAAGAAUUUUGGACACAAGUGUCUAUUUUAAUUGAUUUGUAAAAGAUUUUAACUGAUUGAGUCAUUAAAAUAGCUCCGAUUCAAGCUUAAAAGGAAACUUCACAAAAAAAUCAAAAAAUGAUAUUAUGUUCAUUCUGUAUAAAAAUGCUCAAAUUCAUGAAUAUUAAAGUUUUAUUCUGCUAGAUAAGAGAUCACCAUCGAUUUUAAAUUUAGAGUAUCAAUUCUCUCCGGUCGGUCAUUUUGUUACCUUCUCCGAUUUGCACCCAAGACAUGUCCAAGAACCAAAACUACAAUUACCCGAUGUAGUCGUAAUUGCGUGUCGAUAUCUUGUCAAUCGUACGGUUGUUUUAUCCAACUAGUUAACUAUAACUAAGUUGAUACGGAAAAUUUUCUUAUCUUUUUUUUUAAUAACCAUGAUCUGUUAUUUUUAACAAUAAUGAUUAUAUUGAAAUUAGUUAAAAAGUAAAAAUUUCAAAUCAUAAAUAAGUGUUCCGUGAAACUUGAAUUGUUUUCGGAAAUCUAAUUAGUUCCUAAUUCUUUUAUGUAAUAAACUUUAUUCAAAUAAAUUAGGAUCUUCGCUCCACUGAUCACCUGCAUGGCUAAAGGUAUUACUCCCAAAGGUAUUGCAGGGGGUGUGACACGUCCAGGUAUUCAAGCGAUUUCCUGUCGAGUUGCAAAUUCAUGCAUCGUUUCACCUCUUAGGGUAUUGGUCAGUGUACACGGCCGAUAACUUAUAACUUUCCAUUUUGAACUAUUAAGUGUAUAAUAUGCAUCUCUAUCUUGCGUGUCCGAAAGUGAUAUUAUAUACUAGUCAUUACUAAACUCAUACGCUUGUUUAUGAAUAACAUUUCUGAUGUAAAGAAAAUUAUUUAAAAAAAUAUAGACAAUACCUAGAAAUAAACGACAGAUUUGAUGAAAUAAAAAUCUAUAUACAUGUACAUAUUUUUUGUCAAUGGUGAAGGACAGAUCGGACCAUACCAGAAAUUUUGAUUUAAAAAAAUAUACGCACUUUCGACCAUUCGUAUAUACGCCAGGAUAAAAAGUUACGGAACUAUAGCGAAAAUUCAAAUAUAUACAUGUAUACAUUGUACAUAAGAAAGAAACAUACAUUUUGUGUAAAUUGGGGUAAAAGUUUUGUUAGUAGACUAGUCCACGUAUGCCAACAGUAUGUUAUCAUCAAAUGUCGAAAAACUAUUGUAUACCAAAAGAAGAAGAAGAAGAGAUUUAAAUACAGGUCGAUAUAUAACUUUCUUUGGCUAAUCGAAGUUAUGAACAUUUAUAUAUCAAUUAGAUUGUUCUCGAAUAAAGGAAGAAAUUCGUCAUCAUCACAAUUGUUCCGACAUGCAUGUUAUAUGUACGCGGGUGCGUAUAAACACUGCUAAGGAGUCCUUAGUGCACUAAGGACUUAUAACAUGCCACUAAGGACUAGAUGGAGUGCUGUUACAUGUAAUUUCCUAAGGGAUGUGAAUGUUUUCCAGGAAC